AUGAAUAUGGCUCAAUUGCAUGAUGCCUUUGAAAACAUACUACACAUUAAAAUACCAGAAGUUGAAUUUGAAAUUCUUUUUACAAAAAUGAAUUUAAAGAGAGAUGGGCAUAUCACAUGGAAUGAAUUUAUAUCUUAUUUAUUAGUGGAGUUUCAGAAAAAAGAUAUCAGUUUACAAUGGCAAAUACUAAGAUUUCCAAUAACUGGCAAUCCACAACUUUUAAAAUCUCAUCAUCGUACAACUAUACAUAAAAUUAUAUUCUGUCCUGAAGUUUUACCUGUACAAGCAUAUCUAUGUUUAGUAUACCUUUAGAAUAUUUCAAAUGUAAUUUGAACAUUUUUUAUUCAAAUCUUAUCUUUAGGACAGAACUACAAGUUUUCAUAGAGGUUGCUAUUUAACAAUUACUAAAGAAGGAAUUAUAAAUUAUUGGACUUUGGAUUUAGAGUAUGAACGUAGUGCUCAAUCCGUAAAUCGUUAGUAAUUUUCUCCUAUAUUUUACAUUUAGCUCUACUUAUUUUAUAAUUUUUUCUUUUUAUAGCCUGUUUGAAAGUUCAACAAACUUUAAUAACUGACAUGAUAGUAAUGCCAGAUGUGCAAGUAAUAUGUACAAGUUCUACUGAAUGUGAUUUAAGAUUUUAUGAUACAGUGGCAAAAAAAUUUGAUCUUCGAGUAAUGAUAUCAGGUUUAGAGAAUGCAGUUAUUUGUAUGGAUUAUUACUUUAAUAAAAAUAUUAAAGAGGACUCAUACAUUAUACUUGGAGAUAUGAGUGGAUCUGUUAACAUUAUAUCCUUUAAUUCUGUAGAGAGAGGACCCUUUAAACAGGACCCAAAACGUGACACGUUAUUUAUUCGUUAUGAGUCUGUUCUUAAGGGUGAAUGGGAAGGAAUGAAAGUUUCAGAAUUUAAGCAUGUGCAUUCAGAUUGGGUAAAACAAGUAGCCUACUAUGGAAAUCUAAGAGCUUUUAUGUCUAGUAGCAGAUGCUGCAAUUGUUCCUUGUUAUUUAGUGAUCUUACAGGAACAAGAAUUCAAUACAUAUUUAAAGUUAACAUGGGCAUAUCUUGUUUUAUUUUUUGUGAAGAAAGUCAGUCACUGAUUACUGGUGGAUCAGAUUGUAUAGUUCGGAUUUGGAAUCCUUUUGUAACAAGAAGACCAAACAGUAUUUUUCAGGGGCAUUGUGCAGCCAUUUGUGCCUUAGUUGCUCAAAAUGCUGGUAAACGCGUGUAUUCUCUUUCGAAAGAUAAAUGCAUCAAAGUGUGGGAUGUAUUAGCUCAAUCUUGUAUUCAGACGUACAAUGGCCUCCCUAGUGAAUUAGGUGAAUAUACAUCAAUGACUAUAGUGUACAAUACAUUAAACCGCAAAAUGAUCAUUGCCAGUGCAAUGAUUGCAGUGAUUAUUUGUGAUCCUAUAAUUUCUACUGGAAUGGAUUCUUGUAUAAUAGUUUGGGAUCCAUGGCUUGGAAAUCGCUUGUAUUUAGUAAAACACGCGCAUAGUAGAUUUUUAUUUGGACAAUACCAUGAUAUUGAAAUUACUGCUGCUUGUUUUGAUGAGUCUGAACAAUUGUUAGUGACAGGUGCUCGUGAUGGAACAUUGAAAAUAUGGCACUUCAAUACUGGUACUUGUUUAAGAAACAUGGCACUUGAAACUCAGUGUGAAAUAACAAGUGUAGUUUGGCUAGAAAAUCGAAUUCUGUGCAGUAGUUGGAACCGUCAAGUAGUAGAAUUCGCAACCUCUGACACAGAUGUGUAUAUAAAAAAUUGGGGUAUAAGACAUUCAGAUGAUAUUCUUUGCUCUGCUAUGUGGUAUCCUCAAGUGUUGGCCACAGCAAGUUAUAAUGGUGAAAUAAUACUUUGGAGAUUAGAAACAGGUCAACCAUUCAGAAAAUACAAGGUGAACAAACCAAUGUCAAGGUUCAGCAUAAGAUAUCAAAAAGAUGAUGAACCAAUUAUACCAACUAAAUAUGUGGAAGUUAUGAAACAAUUAGUUUUGAAACAGAGUCAAUAUCACAAAGCUUCUAAACAUCAGGAAUCAGCAAUGAAUAUUACACGAAUUGUUGCUGUUCGGGCCAUGCUGUUUUUGUGUGCCCGGCCAGUUAGAUCCAAUGUUGCAACAUUGUUAGUUUCCCUUGAUUCUGGUUUAAUACAAGCAUGGACUCACCACUCUGCUGGUGGAUUUCUACAAGCUUUCUCAGUCAUUCAUACUAUAGGUGAUUGUGCACUGUCGUUAGCAAGUGAUUCUAAAAAUAAUUUCCUCAUAACAGGACAUCGUGCAGGAUAUAUAAAGGUUUGGUAUCUUGCAAACUAUUUGAUGCCGAAUCCUUCUAAGAUAAGUAUGCCUCUUUUACGAUUGGAAUUUCCAUUUCUAUGGAGAGAGAGAAUUAUUGGAAGGGCAAAAAGAGCUGUAAGAGAUCAGCCUUUGCCACUUUUACUUUCAUCCGUACGUGGACAUUUAGGAGCUAUCACAUCUGUUCAAAUAAUACCAGAUGCACAUAUCAUUAUCAGUGGUAGCGUAGAUCAUACAGUACGCUUAUGGUCACUUGGUGGACGUUACAUUUCAACACUUGGAACUUCCAAGCCAUGGUCACCAAUUUUACCAACAAUUCCAGCAUAUCAGUACUUCAAAGAUUAUAGAGAUCCACCAGAUAUUAAAAGAUUUGCUAGUUCUACUACACUAAAAGUCCUCAAUGGAGGCAUCAGACAAAUGGUAUCCGAUGAUCAAGUUGUUAAAAAUAAUGAAGCAGAUACUUUAAAGAGUGUUCCUGAUCAACAGUAUAUCAUGGUAGAUGGAAAGAGACUUACUGUUGCUAUAUUCGAUAGAUCGGUACUGAUGAUUUACACAGAUCAUCCAGUCUUAGACAAUUCUUUACCAUACAUACCUAUAUACACGCAUCUAAAAUUAAGACCUUUGGAGACUAUUCAAACACCAAAAUUACCGUCACUUCUACACGCACAGAAGGAAUUAAUGUAA
Habropoda laboriosa is the source of this 2964-nucleotide messenger RNA. RefSeq names its product WD repeat-containing protein on Y chromosome (gene WDY). The record is from RefSeq and is a predicted model, not a curated record. The transcript has 14 exons. Gene Ontology annotation, molecular function: calcium ion binding; protein binding. Lineage: Eukaryota; Metazoa; Arthropoda; Insecta; Hymenoptera; Apidae.